Messenger RNA from Gadus chalcogrammus (walleye pollock), 2207 nucleotides. RefSeq names its product cellular communication network factor 2b (gene ccn2b). Gene Ontology annotation, biological process: cell adhesion; signal transduction. NCBI's taxonomy places the organism in Eukaryota, Metazoa, Chordata, Actinopteri, Gadiformes, Gadidae. Gene Ontology annotation, cellular component: extracellular matrix; extracellular region. The coding region runs from base 153 to 1241 and encodes 362 amino acids. Gene Ontology annotation, molecular function: heparin binding; integrin binding. The transcript is spliced from 5 exons. The record is from RefSeq and is a predicted model, not a curated record.
GCUACACCCCGCUGCUCACAGAGUAUUUAAACGAGAGCCUCUGGUCCAGCCUCAGUUUAGAGCCAGGGUGAAGCACGCGGACCAGCAGACACAACCAGACGCAGUAGAACAACAACAAGCGCGUGAAUCUCGCAGGCUGUAACUCACUGAAGAUGGAAACGUACGUUACGUUCUGCUUGCUGCUCGCGCCCUUCCUCGCAUCGGUGACGGGCCAGGACUGCUCCCAGCCCUGCGCAUGCCCCGCUGAGCCGGCCCCCUGUCCCUACGGCACCAGCCUGGUUCUGGAUGAGUGCGGCUGCUGCAAGGUGUGCGCCCGGCAGCUAGGGGAGCCCUGCUCCCUGCGGGAACCCUGCGACCACCACAAGAGGCUCUACUGCGACUACUCCGUGCUGAGCGACACGGAGGCGGGCAUCUGCAUGGCUCAAGAGGGGCAGACGUGUGACCUGGGGGGCGUGGUCUACCGCAGCGGGGAGGCCUUCCAGCCCAGCUGCCAGCACCAGUGCGUGUGCAUGGACGGGGAGAUCGGCUGCGUGGCCACGUGCGCCAGCCACAUGCCCGUGCCCUCGCUCGACUGCCCCUACCCGCGCCGCAUCCAGAUCCCGGGCAAGUGCUGCGAGGAGUGGCUGUGCGACCAGACGCCCGUGGAGAAUCCCUACCACUCAGUCAUGGCCGGAGCCUCUGAGUUCCACCCGCUGAACCCCUCCACCUCCUCCUCCUCCGCCCCCCCGGCGGUGCGGCGGGGGUCCGCCCGCUGGCCAGAGAGCCCGCGGGACAACUGCGUGGUGCAGACCACCGCCUGGAGCGAGUGCUCGGCCACCUGCGGCAUGGGGGUCUCGUCGCGCGUCACCAACGACAACGAGCGCUGCCAGCUGGAGAGGCAGUCCAGGGUGUGUGUGAUCCGGCCCUGUGGUGCCGAGCAGGGGGGGGACAUUAAGAAGGGGAAGAAGUGUGUGCGGACCCCCAAGGCCCAGACGGGGGUGCGCUUCGAGAUGUCCGGCUGCCACAGCACGCGCAUGUACAAGCCCAAGUACUGCGGCGUGUGCACGGACGGCCGCUGCUGCACGCCGCUCGCCACCGUCACCAGCGAGGUGGAGUUCCGCUGCCCCGAGGGAGACGUGUUCCGCAAGGCCAUGAUGUUCAUCAGGAGCUGCUCCUGCCACCACGACUGCCCCCGGGACAACGACAUCUUCCUCGCCUCCAACACGCGGAGGAUGACCGGGGAUUAUGACCGCGGCGUGUGAUGAUGUGUCACACACACACACACACACACACACACACACACACACACACACACACACACACACACACACACACACACACACACACACACACACACGAGAGGCGCUAUGUGGCAGCCUUGAUGCACUGAAAUGUAUGGUCCUUCCCAUGCACUCACAAGGGAACCGGGUCGUGCUUUAAGCCCUGAACUCUCCGCCUGCCGACGGCCAAUAAUGCUCCACAGAGGGUAGCCUUUUAACUAGUAUCUGCAAAUAAAAUCAUAAAAUAACUACUAGCCAAUCCUAUCACAGGACAACGUGCCAAAAAAGGCAACUAGGCAAUCCUAGCGCAAGGUCAUUAGUCCUAGUGAACAAUGUCCGUAUGGAGGUUGUACCCUAAAGUUAUCGUGACGAUAGAACAUGUUAUCUCUGUUUCUGUUCGAAAACGUAAAGAAGAGAUUCUAGUAAGAACACAACGACAAUGUGGUAAUCUUUGCCAUGUUCAUUUUGAUAUUGUAUUCUAAAAGUGGCAUAUUUUGACAUUUAAUGUUUUUGUUAAUAAUUGAAAUCCCAAAUUGUUUAAUGACCACUGAUCUGUCUUGUUCAGUAUUUUUUUAUCAGACAUUUAAAGAAACAUAUUUUUCUUUAGUUCAAUAUAGCCCUUACAAUGGUAUAAUUUAUGCCCAGCAACGACUUUCAAAGACAAAGCAUUGCUUACCCAUAAUGUGGCUCGCCUGAAGCAUUUGCUGAUAGUAAUAUUGUUUACUGUUUAUUUAAGGAUAAGAGUGGAAAACGUGUUUUAUUGCACCAUGUGUAAAUACUGUAAGACUAUGUACAGUUUUGUACGAUAAUUUAUGUAACUAUUGUCUAUGUGCAAUGUCGUAGCAAAAUUACAGAUUAUUUUAUAUUGAUUUUUUCUGUUUUGGGAAUCUUAAAGUCCUAUUAAUUUGUUUGUUGCACUAUUGUCUACCGCCAAUAAAAAAUGUAUAU